Messenger RNA from Wallemia mellicola CBS 633.66, 1011 nucleotides. RefSeq lists its product as hypothetical. The transcript has 3 exons. The record is from RefSeq and is a predicted model, not a curated record. Bases 26 to 547 code for a protein of 173 amino acids. NCBI's taxonomy places the organism in Eukaryota, Fungi, Basidiomycota, Wallemiomycetes, Wallemiales, Wallemiaceae.
GGGAUAAUACUGCCAUCUGCUAAAAAUGGAUAUGGACACCUACCAGUGGCCAGUAUCGACCAACAUGAAAUUAACUGAUAGCGCAACAUUUAUCAUAAACCUCAACAAUCUACCAAAGUACAUCUCAAAAACUGUGAACCCUACCUUUGAUAUACACUUGACAAUAUUACGUAAUCUGACGGGCUCUACAAUCGCAAUCAUAACUUCAAAAGACUUCGAGAAUGGCAGCACAGAGAUUGAGGUCACGCCGAUCUCGGUAAAGGCUGAAUUCUCUAUACACGAUAAUCAAUCGAAUGCUUACAUCAACAAUAACAACUACUAUUGGGUCGACAACACGUUCUACAACCAACAUAAGCAUCAGUUGGGUGUGCUCGAAAAGACAGACGAUUGCAUAUCCAUCAGUUUGCUUACGACGCUAGAUGAGAAUAUUAAACAACUCGCUAUACUGCUCUUAUUAUCAUCUGUUAUAUAUCAAGAGCGAUCUACUCGCACGAAAAAGUUCAAAUGGCCAACAAUCAAACACAAACCGCUAGCUAAAGUUGGUUAAAACGCAACUUUUAAGUUAUCAACCUUCAAAGCUUCUAGUUUCCUUAUCUUCAUCUAUUUAUUCGCUAUCAAAUGUUGUUGUAACACAAAAAUGUAUAAUUUACUUCCACUGUGUUGUUUUUUUAAAUCAGGUGGCGUCUUUAGAUUGUUAAGCUAUCAACUCACAUAAUCAAACUUAGAGUAGAAGACUUCACUAUCUGUUGUUUCUUCCCGUGCACCUCUACGUCUGUCUAUACUCUUUUCAUACUCCCUUCUGUAGAUUAAGUCUUCUCGCAACCAUCCGAGGGCUAAUUUCAACAGCGGUGAAGCUUCUAUACUAGAACUCUUAAUGAUCUCAUGUAGCUUUGAACCUUCCUCUAAAGGCCAUUUCUCUGGGUUUCCGAUGUUGCUACCCAAUCUAAGGUGUAAGACAUGAGUUGGGAAGUCAAUUAGUCCAUCAACUAGAGGGACAAUUAGAUAGACUGG